Messenger RNA from Triticum aestivum (bread wheat), 699 nucleotides. Its product is annotated as protein TIFY 11e-like. The record is from RefSeq and is a predicted model, not a curated record. The transcript has a single exon. Gene Ontology annotation, cellular component: nucleus. NCBI's taxonomy places the organism in Eukaryota, Viridiplantae, Streptophyta, Magnoliopsida, Poales, Poaceae. The coding region runs from base 120 to 542 and encodes 140 amino acids. Gene Ontology annotation, biological process: response to wounding; regulation of jasmonic acid mediated signaling pathway; regulation of defense response.
UUCUUUCUUUCCUCCAACCCGAUCAAGCAGAGCCUCCCCUCCCCACUGCGACACUUCAAGCUCGCUAGGCUUCAAGAGCGUACAGGGAGACCGAUCGAUCGAGCGAGCGAGCGGCUAGAAUGGCGGCGACAGGGAGCGCUAAGAGCCGACGGUUCGCCGCAGCGUGCGGCGUUCUCAGCCGCUGCAUCAAGGCGGCGGAGGCGCGGCCGGUGGCUCUCCCCCUCAUGCCCGGAGCGGAAGUUCCCGCGCUGCAAGACGAGCACGUGGUGGGUCCUGCGCCGGAGCACGCGCAGAUGACCAUCUUCUACGGCGGGCGGGUGCUGGUGCUGGACGAGGUCCCGGCCGACAGGGCCGCCGAGCUGCUCCGUGUCGCUGCCGCAGCAGGCACCAAGAGAGGGGACGGCGACCUGCCCAUGGCGAGGAAGGCGUCGCUGCAGAGGUUCAUGGAGAAGCGCAAGGGAAGGCUCGCCGAGCGCGCCGUCCCCUACAGCAGGCCCGACGGCAACGCGGCCUCCUGUAACCGUCUCACGCUCACGCUCUGAUUCGUGUUCAUGCGUGGUAGAGUAGCUUGAGUAGUUUACGGUCCAUGUAAAUGUGUGGCUGUUGUUGGAGUCCAAAUUCUGAAUUAUGAUGAGAAAAUAUUGUUGUCGUUGUUUUGACCAACAGAUCAUGGCGAAUUGGCUUGACUGGCUUCUUUUA